AUGGCGGUAUUUGAAGCAUUAAUUAUAGUGCUUUUACCCCGAGUGGUGUGCAUGAUUCCCAGUGCUAAAUGCAGCAUAAGUGAACCUCUGCCUUUUCUUCACCAGCAAUAUGAACCUGGAGACUCCGUUAUUAUAGGCAUUUUGUCUAAGAUCUACAUAUUCUAUACAGUGAUGGACUUCAAUGAAGCACCGUCUAGUAAUCUCUUUGAUGAAAUCCUAGUGAUGACACCAAUGUAUCAGCAAUUCCUGGCUCUGCAAUUUGCACUCAAGGAGAUCAAUGAAAAUCCCCACAUUUUACCCAAUCACACCCUGGGCUUCCAUGUCUAUAACAGUUAUUUUAAUCCCACGUGGACCUAUCGUGCCUCCUUAGAACUGUUCUCCACCAAGGAGAGAUUCAUCCCAAACUACAGGUGUGACAUGCAGAAAAGACCAAUAGCUGUCAUUGGAGGAUCAACAUCUGCAGUUGGAGACCACCUGGCCACUAUCCUUUCCCUCUACAAGAUGCCACAGCUCAACCAAUUUGUAAGAAGGGUGUCUUUCAAUAACAGUGCAGGGGAAAAAGUUUCCUUCAGUCAGAAUGGAGAGUUGGAGGUUGGAUUUGAUAUUAUGAACUGGAUCAUAUUUCCAAAUCAGUCUUUUCUGAGAGUCAGAAUUGGAGGGAUCAAUGGCAUGGAUUCUCAAGAAAUAACAUUCUCUUCUCCUGAAGAAUCUAUUGUGUGGCCUAGGAGAUUUAAUCAGGUCCAGCCACUUUCUCUGUGUAAUAACAAGUGCCACUCAGGAUACAGUAAGAAAAGGAUAGAAUCAAAGCCAUUUUGCUGCUAUGAUUGUCUUCGGUGUCCUGAUGGGGAGAUUGCUAACAAGGAAGACAUGGAUGACUGUUUUCAUUGUUCAGAAGAUCAGUACCCAAACAACAGCCAAGAUCUGUGUCUCCCAAAAGCAUUAACUUUCUUGAUGUAUGAAGAAAUUUUGGGAACCAUUUUAGCCAGCUUUGCUAUUUUCUGUUCUUUCAUUACAGCUGUGGUCUUCUGGAUUUUUAUUAAACACCAGGAUACUCCUCUUGUUAAAGCCAAUAACCAGAACCUGACCUAUGUUCUCCUGGGUGCUCUAUUAUUAUCUUUUCUUUGUGCUUUGCUAUUUAUUGGUCAACCAUCCAAGGUGACCUGUGUGUUUCGUCAAACUGCUUUUGGAGUUGUCUUCUCAGUGGUCAUUUCUUGUGUUUUAGCCAAAACUGUCAUUGUGGUUCUGGCUUUCAUGGCCACCAAGCCUGGGACCAAGAUCACCAAGUGGGUAGGGAAAAAACUUGCCAUGUCUGUAGUGUUUGGCUGCUCCUUUGUUCAAGGGAUUAUAUGCACAGUGUGGCUGAUAAUAUCUCCUCCAUUCCCUGAUGCUAACAUGAGUUCAAUGGCAGAAGAAAUAGUUCUGGAAUGCAAUGAAGGAUCCAACUACAUGUUCUACUGUGUCUUGGGCUACAUGGGUUUCCUUGCCUUUAUUAGCUUCAUAGUGGCUUUCCUAGCAAGAAAAUUGCCUGAUGCUUUCAAUGAAGCCAAGUUUAUCACUUUCAGCAUGUUGGUCUUCUGCAGUGUCUGGUUGUCCUUUGUUCCAGCAUACCUGAGCUCAAAGGGAAAAUAUAUGGUUGCUGUGGAGAUCUUCUCUAUCAUAGCCUCCAGUAUUGGAAUAUUAAUUUGCAUCUUUUCCCCCAAAUGUUUUAUUAUUAUAUGGAGACCUGAUCUAAAUAAGAAAGAAAAGCUAAGCACCAAAAAUCAUUAGAAGAAUAUAAACCUGGA
Molecule: messenger RNA, 1784 nt
Organism: Pantherophis guttatus
Lineage: Eukaryota; Metazoa; Chordata; Lepidosauria; Squamata; Colubridae
Source: RefSeq, a predicted model, not a curated record